CCCACAACAUAACCGGCCUUUGCUGCCCAGCAGUGCAUCCAGGUGCCAUAGCCUCUGUCGGUAUUUGGCGUACCUGCGCUGAGCCGUUGACGUAAUGUAGCCUGAAUCUUGAUCCACGAGACGAUCUUGAUGAUCUCGAGCUUAUUUCAUGUGUUGGCUAUAGUGUGCAGUUAGCAUGGGGAUCCGGCUAGGAGGUCUGCUAUGCAGGCCCAUAUGCAGAAGGCUGCAAUGAACUGUGUGCUGUGAUAACCCCGGUCACCACUGUUGUAGCUGGGGAUGACUUAUCGCACCGUGGCCCUCCAGUUGCUGUGAACAAUGUGCGAUGCUCAUCAAUGAGCUGCAGAUGACACACGGCUAGACAACGCAACAGGGAACUUAAGCAUGGGCAAGGAGUGGGGAAUACAUGGUUUCCUUGUUCUGUCAUUAUGUUUUCUUGUCAGCGAUGGCCAAAACAUUGUGUGUACACAGGAGACCAUGGCUGACAUUGUAUUCCUGGUGGAUGGCUCUGCCAGUAUCGGGCUGGAAAACUUCCAACAAAUCCGUGAAUUUGUUUCCUUGCUUAUAGGGAACUUAGAAGUUGCCGCUGACAGGAUCAGGAUUGGUCUGGUCCAGUACAGUGACACACCGCAUACUGAAUUUUCACUCAACACUUACCAGAACAAAGAGGACAUUCUCAGGUACAUCCAAAAUCUACGUUAUAAAACUGGUGGGACAUUUACCGGCCAGGGUUUGGAGUUCAUGCUGAAACAACACUUUGUUGAAACAGCCGGAAGUCGAGCACAGCAGAGUGUUCCUCAGAUUGCCAUUAUCAUCACAGGUGGUGAAUCUCAAGAUGAGGUUGGGUCACAGGCUCAGGAGCUGAGGCAAAGGGGAAUCAAAAUAUUCACCAUAGGGAUCAAAGAUGCAAAAGAGACUUUACUGAGACAAAUUGCGAGCGAGCCGUACGAUCAGCAUAUCUACAGCGUAUCAGACUUUGCAGCUCUGCAGGGAAUCUCUCAGAGUGUAAUCCGGAAGGUGUGUACCACUGUAGAAGAAACACUCAAAGAAAUCAUCCAGAUGUCAAGAGGCUGCAACGAAACUGCUCAGGCAGACAUUGUGCUCCUUGUGGACUCUUCUGGUAGCAUUGGAGCGAGUGAUUUUGAAGAAGUGAGGAAGUUCCUCCAUGCUUUUGUGGACAGUUUUAAUCUUAAACCCGAUAAGGUGAGAGUGGGACUUGCCCAGUUCAGUGAUAGACCGUACCAAGAGUUCCUGAUUGGUGACUAUUUAGAUAAGACAGACCUGCACCAAAAGUUGAAUGGUCUCAUCUACCGUAGAGGAGGCACCAACACUGGUCAGGCCCUGACUUUUAUCCGUGAGAAUUACUUUAGCCUGGCCAGAAAGAGUGUUCCUGGCAUUGCCAUAGUCAUCACAGAUGGAGAAUCAAAUGAUGAUAUGGAGGAACCUUCCCGGAGACUACGAAACCUGGGAGUUUUCAUCUUUGUCAUCCGACUGGGAAUGGGCAACAUGGAAAAACUGCGUGCCAUUGCUAAUAUCCCACAAGAAGAGUUCUUAUUCAGUAUCGACAGUUAUCAAGAAUUGCAAGGUCUAAAAGAGAGUCUACGCAACAAAGUGUGCUUUACUGUGUUGCUUCAGUCAGAAGCGUUUGUACCAAAAUUUGCUGAUCUCUUCAUAUUGGUUGAUAGUUCAGCAUCUAGACAAGAGCAGCAAACAAUAAAGAGUUUUCUCUCAAGACUGGUCACACAGCUCAACAUGGGAAAGGAUUUUAAUCGUGUCGGCCUGGCUCAGUUCAGUGAAAAUGUCAAAGAGGAGUUCCUGCUAAAUACUGAUAAGACCAAGAAUGAGAUAGUGUCAUCUAUUCGCAGCCUGACACUGAGGCCUACUGGGGAGCGCAGAAUUGGCAAUGCAAUUGAAUAUGCUCAUAAAAAUUUCUUCACUAGUGCCACCGGAAGCCGUGUCUCUGAAGGGUUUAAGCAGUUUCUGUUAGUCAUUGCAGCUGGAGAGUCCGCUGAUGGUGUUGUCCAAGCAUCCCGCUCAAUCAAAAAAGAUGCAGUGACAGUUUUUGCUGUUGGCGUGAACAGAGCUGAUGCAGAUGAGAUGAAGUACAUCUCUAGUCAACCACACAGCUACAAGUUAGGUAACAUCCCACAAGUGCAACAGAAAAUUAAGUCUGCCAUUGACACAUGGGAAGAUGCUGCAGUUGCAAGGGAGUGCAUAUUUGACGUGGUGGCAGAUAUCGCUUUUAUUGUUGAUCAGUCCAGCAAUAUCAGAUCCAAAAACUUCCAACUUUUACGCUACUUUCUCAAGAACACCAUCAGAGGUCUCAAUGUAGGUGAGGGAAAAAUUCAAAUAGCUGUGGUCCUCUAUAGUGACUUCCCUCGAGCUGAUGUGUACUUUAACACCUUCAAUGAUAAGACUGACAUCCUGCGCUACAUCAGCAGCAUGCCAUAUGGUCGUGGUAAAACAUACACUGGAGCUGCUCUCAAGUUUGCCGAAGAGCAUGUGUUCACCAAAGCAAGAGGCAGCAGGAGAGAUCAUAAUGUUCAGCAGGUUGCUGUUGUCGUCACUGAUGGAAAGUCAACAGAUAAUGUGGCCAGGGCUGCAGCAGCAUUGCGGCGAUCUGGCGUCACUGUAUUUGCGCUUGGUAUCAAAGACACCGAGGAGGAUGACUUGAGAGAGAUUGCAUCCUAUCCACAUAAGAAGUUUGUAUUCAGUGUUGAAGGCUUUGAUAAACUAAAUUCACUUUCAAAUAUUUUAACCAAAACACUUUGUAAUGAAAUCACAGCUUCCAUCAUACCUGCAGCCUUACAGAGCUAUGUGUUACAAGAUUGCAAGAAAACAAUAAAAGCUGACAUUUAUUUUCUUCUGGAUGAAUCAGAAAGUAUUUCCUAUAAAGAAUUUGAUGAUAUGAAGAACUUUAUUGAGAAAUUGCUUGAAGUAUUCGAGGUUGGAAAUAACCAUGUGCGCUUUGGGUUGGUGAAGUUUGCAAGCUUUGCAACCACAGUUUUCCGAUUACAUGACUAUAACACAAAAGCUAAUAUCGUAAAGGCAGUGAAUGCCCUCAAAAUCAAGGGAGGGGGCACCAGGACUGAUCUGGGCUUGAGAGAAAUGGUCCCGCUAUUUGAAGAAGCAGUACAAACACGUGGGGAAAAGGUUCGUAAGCUCCUGAUUGUCAUCACAGAUGGCGAGUCAAGAGGGACAGAAGAGUCAGUAGAAGUCCCUGCUAAACUUCUAAGAACAGAACAGAAUGUCAAUAUUUAUGCUAUUGGUGUGAAAGAUGCAUCUGUGCCAGAGCUUGAAUUAAUAUCUGGCAGCCCACAAAGAAUAUUUUAUGUGAAAAACUAUGAUUUCCUUGAUGAAAUCAAGAAAGAUGUCAUUACAGAAAUAUGUUUCUUUGAAGAUUGUGAAGGUCUUUUUGCAGAUGUUGUCUUCCUGCUUGAUGGAUCAGAAAGUGUUAGUGCUAAGGACUUUGAAGAUAUGAAGGACAUAAUGGAGCUUGUAAUAGAUAAAUUUGCAAUUGGACCGGACAAGGAGCGUGUUGUGGUUGUUCAGUACGGCACAGACCUAAAUGAGGAGGUUUCCUUAAAUAAAAUUGAUGAUAAAGCUGUAUUAUUACAGAAAAUUCGAAAUAUCAAACAGAUGAAUGGAAAAACAUAUACUGGAAAAGCACUUACAGAAGUAUUACAGUCUUUUGACAUUUCUAAAGGAGGACGAUCCAAUGCUUUAAAGUUCUUGAUAGUUCUUACAGAUGGAGAGAGUAGGGAUGAUGUGGCCGAGCCUGCUAAAGUCUUGAGAGACAAUUCCAUCAACAUUAAUGCCAUUGGUAUGAGACAUGCAAACAGAUCUCAGAUUCUUGCCAUUGCUGGAUCCCAUGAUGGAGUGUUCUUUGAAGAUGCCGUUGCAUCCCUAAAAGAAUUAAGCAAUGACGUCCUUCUCAAGAUCUGCAACACAGCAUGCAAGACACCUGAACUGAUAGACAUAAUCUUCCUUGUUGACGCCUCUGGAAGUCCCAAUAAAGAUGGUUUUCAGGAAAUGAUAAACUUAAUGAAAUAUAUGGUAAGCAAAUCUGUGGUUGGAGAAAAACGGGUACGAUUUGGCGCCGUCACCUACUCUAAUAACCCUCUUUCGGAGUUCACACUAAAUAAGUACUACAGUCAAACUGAUAUUCUGAGGGUUAUCUCAAACCUCAAAGCUUCAGGAGGAAGCAGAAACACAGCCCGAGCCCUGAACUAUGCACUCUCCUACUUUGACAUAACACAUGGUGGACGACGAGCAAAGAAUGUUCCCCAAGUGUUAUUCCUGAUAACAGACGGCAAGGUUAAUGACUUAAGUGUUCUGGCAACAUGGCCUGAAUCACUGACAAAUUCAGAGGUCAACUUUUUUGCUAUUGGUACCGAAGAUGCCGAUGAACAACAGCUAAAGGAGAUGGUGGGAAAUAAAGGAAGAGUGCACUAUGCAAACACCUACCAGGAUCUGCGUGGACUGCAAAAACGGAUCACCCAAGAGCUCUGCAAUCUUACCAAACCAAUUUGUGAGAUGGAGGUAUCAGACGUAGUUUUUUUAAUUGAUGGAUCUGAGACUAUUAUGGAUGCAAGUUGGAAUACUCUCAAAAAAACCAUGAUUGGCAUUGUGAAAGAGCUGGAUAUUGCUCGAGACAAAUGGCAAGUGGGUGUUGCCCAGUUCAGCCGUGAAUUCCAGAAGGAAUUUUACCUGAAAGACUACACUAGUUUUGUAGAAGUGGAGAAAGCUAUAAAUGACAUUGUACAACAAAAGCAGGGCACAAAUACUUGGGACGCCCUGAGAAAUAUUAGAUACUAUUUCACAAAAGAGAAUGGUUCCAGAAUAGAUGAAGGAAUUGCUCAGAAUCUCCUGCUGAUCACAGAUGGAUAUGCUAAUGAUGCAAAGGACAUGAAUGCAUUAAGUUAUUUCAAAAACAAGAACAUAUCAAUAACUGUUAUUGGGGUUGGAAAUCUGAUAAAGAAAUCUGAGCUGCUUGAAAUAGCUGGAUCACCUGAUCGGGUCCUUAUUGAGACUUUUGAAGGACUUAAACUGAAUACUACCAUAAGGAAAGUGUUACAUUUACUCUGUAGAGACACAAGACGAGAACCAUCAGACCCACAGGGUUGCGAUAUUGACGUUGCCUUUGGGUUUGAUGUGUCCAGACGAACAAUGACACCUAAGGUGGAACAGUUGGUUGCUGCAGCCAUUCACCGUAUCUCUGUGAUAGGUGAUCUAUGCUGCAUUGAAAAGGAAAAUAUUACAACUAGAUUUGGCUAUAGGCUUGUGUCUGGACGAGAUGGGAGUUUUCUGGAAAAUUUUGGAUUUGAGGAGUACAAAGAGGAUGUGGUCAAGAAAGUGAUGUUAUUGCGACCUACGGUGCCCCUGGCUUUCAACGAGUUUCUGUUAGAUUCCUUCAGAGAAAUGUUUGCCUCCUCCAGUGCUGAGGCAAAGGUUUUGAUAAUCUUCACAGAUGGGCUAGAUGAUGACCUUCAGCGUUUAGUGGCGAGUUCAGAGAGACUUAAGGAAAGUGGAGUCAGUGCACUGUUGAUUGUGUCUUUGGGGGGAAUAAUGGACGUUCACCAGCUGGAAUUUGGCAGGGGUUUCGGCUACAUGCAGCCACUGACCGUCAACAUGCUAAAUUUUGGCAACGAUCUUAUGAAACAGGUUGAAACAGUGGCACUGAGGAAAUGCUGUGAUGUACAUUGUUCAUGCACCGGUGUUCCUGGACCACGAGGACCCCCUAGAAGUGCAGGGCAAAAGGGCCUUACUGGUCAGAACGGUCAUCCUGGAUUUCCAGGAGAUGAAGGUAGUAUGGGAGAGCAAGGAUCACCAGGGCUGAAUGGAACUACGGGACAUAAAGGUUGCCCUGGAAACAGAGGAAUCAAGGGCCAGAGAGGCUACACUGGAAAUAAAGGAGAAGAUGGGGAGGAUGGGAUGGAUGGAGUGUAUGGAGAACAGGGUGAUGCUGGCCUAAAUGGGCUUCCAGGACCCAAAGGAGACCUGGGCAGUGCUGGUGUGAAGGGUUUCAAAGGCAGCCCUGGACCUAAGGGACACAGCGGAGUGAGAGGAGAUCCUGGUGCACCAGGAAUAGACAACACAAUUCUAGGUCCAAAAGGCAAGAGAGGAGAUACUGGCCUCCCGGGUGACCAGGGCCCUACUGGACCCCCAGGCAGACCUGGAGAUAACAGUGAUCUUGGUGCUCCAGGAAGAAAAGGCCGACCAGGAUUGCCGGGUGCAUCUUCAAAUGAAAAAGGAGAUACUGGACAGCAAGGGCCAUCUGGUUACCUGGGACAAGUGGGACAACCAGGCCCAAAAGGGUUUCAGGGAGACAGUGGUCCUCCAGGUGUACCUGGGAUUCAGGGUACCUUUGGCUCACCUGGACCUGAAGGUUCAAAGGGAGGUCGAGGACCCAGAGGGCCAAGGGGUCCACCUGGUGACUCAGGACCCAAGGGAACGCUGGGACCAGAGGGAUUCAAAGGGCCUCCAGGACAAGAUGGAAGAGACGGGUAUGGACCUUCUGGGCCCAAAGGACACAAGGGAAACAUUGGAAACUUUGGCCUUCCUGGUUUGCAGGGUGAGGAUGGUACCAAAGGAUCCAGUGGAAAUAAAGGACAUACAGGUUAUCGAGGAAAACCGGGAAACACUGGUCGUCCGGGUCCUCCAGGUGCUCCGGGAGAGAAUGGGAUGGACGGACACAGGGGUGAAAACGGACCUCCUGGAAUCAGUCCAAUGCCUGACUGUGACCUGGUUGAAUACAUUCGCAAAAACUGUCCUUGCUACUCCGAUAAUGGUAGCCGGUGUCCAGUUUACCCCACAGACCUGAUGAUAGCAUUGGACAUGUCUGCGGGUGUGAGUCCUCAGGUGUUCGAGCGAAUGCAUUCUGCUGCUCUGUCCUUACUGGAAGACAUCUCCUUUGCUGAAACAAAUUGUCCAUGGGGAGCACGAGUGUCUGUGAUCUCCUACAACAGCAAGACCAGGAACCUAAUCCGUUUCACAGACCACCUUAAGAAGAAGACUCUUCUGGAAGCUGUAAAAGCAGUCCCUCUAGAAAGAACCACAAAAACCAGAGACAUCGGACAAGCCAUGAGCUUUGUGGCCCGGAACAUCUUCAAACGUGUCCGAAAGGGCAGGCUUAUGAGGAAAGUGGCCGUGUUCUUCACAAACGGGCCAUCGAGGGAUGAAUCAAGCCUUGCAACAGCCAUGCUGGAGUUCAAGGCUGCAGACAUUGGCCUCGGAGUGAUCGCCUUAAAUCCUGCUGAUGAUGUGAGCCGAGCAAUGCAGGUUGAUGACACAGGAAGCUACAUCAUUGUUGAUGGCAGAGGAGUAAAUCGCAUUAAACGGUGCAUCAUUUGUUUUGAUCGUUGUAACCCAGACCCAGUGUGUGGUGUAAUUCUGCGGCCUCCACCCCUGCAGAUGGAUUUGGACCUGUCUGUGCUGCUGGAUGGGUCUGAUAACCUGAAGACUCAACAGUAUGUAAAUGCGAAGGAGCUUCUGCUGUCUCUGUUGGACCGGAUCGAUGUGAGCAGCGAGCCGAGCAGAGCCGAUGGGAAAACCAGAGUGUCUGUCUACCAGCAGAGCUCUAUUUACGGCUCCUCUUACAUCAACGAGGAGUUCAGCUUCACUAAAUUUAAAGAUCGAAAUAUCAUGAAGAGGCAUAUUACUAAUACAGUGAAGCAAGUGGGUGGGACAUCCCAUCCUGAGUUUGCUUUAGAGUGGCUGAUUACUAACGUUAUCCUUAAAGCAGAAAGGCCACGAAGCAAACGACUGGUCAUGGCUGUUUUUGGUGAAGACUCUGAGGGCAGCAAAGCUCAUCUUGAUUAUUUAUCUGGAUUGUGUAAGUGCCAGAAUGUUGUUUUGUUUAUCCUCAUGGCGGGACAGAGAUUCAACUGGACCCGGAUGGAGGAGCUCACCAGCUCUCGUCUGGAGCAGCACCUGGUAUUCCUGGAUAACAGAGAUUACAGCACACGCUUCGCUUACGCCUUCCUGCAUAUGCUCCACAGAGGAAUCUUACCUUGGUCAUCAGUACAACCUCAUGAUCAUAGUUUUGUGCCAAGGCUUGUAUCUGGACUACAGACCAUAGAGAGAUAUAUUCUGCCCAUUGAAGGGAAUAUCGCAACAGAGGAACCUCUGGAGGAAUAUGAAGAUGUUUAUGAUGAGCAACACACAGAACAAGUCACUGAAACCAGUCAACUUGAUGGCACUGAACGAUUUACGGAAGAGAACAAAGAAGACAAAACCGAGCCCCCGAAGACUAAAGCACGAUGCUUCCUUGAGAAAGAUUCUGGCCAUGUGUGUGGAUCGUAUAUGUCCAGAUGGUACUACAGCCAGCAGACUAAGAAAUGCAUGCGCUUCUGGUACGGUGGUUGUGGCGGAAAUGAAAACCGAUUCUUGACAGAGGACGAGUGCUUUAUGGAAUGUGUGUCUACAGAAUCUGAAAAUCUUCCAGAGGAUGAUUCCAUUUUCAAGGACAUUUGCCAGCUCAAAGUCGAUGCAGGAGCUUGCUCAAACUUUUCAGUGAAAUGGCACUACAACGUCAGCACUGGCCAAUGUGUCCGGUUCUGGUACGGAGGCUGUGACGGGAACAACAACAGAUUCAACACUCAGAGGGACUGUGAGAUUCGCUGUUUCAGGACCAGAAAAGUAUCUCCAAACAUCUAAACUGUGUACCUAAUGAAUUUACAAAGAAUUUAUCAUCCAUUUAGGUACUUUUGGCAGCUUCUGCUUACAUGAUCACAUUCUCAUCACGACUGUCAAACGGCAGAGAUAGAAGCGGUUUUAGCUAAAUGUAAAUGUAUAUUUUGCUAAAUUUGAGUGUAGGAAAGAUUUGAUUACAAGAGCAGAAUUUGUUUAAAGAUGAAGUUUAUAAUGAUGCAUCUUUGGCAGCACCAGAAAGAACUACAAAAAUAAUGGUUCAGUUUCAAUAAUUUCAGCCAUUGCUUUAUUAAAUGAGUAGACCCACCUGAAACUCACGCCAUUGGUUUAGACAAUGUUUUUGACAUCUUAAACGCACAUAUUACAGUUCUGUUUGGUGCCAUUAGUAGUGCAGAAAAACAUUCUUCACCUUUAAAAUAAAAUUUAAUUUUAGAUGUUUGUUUUAAUCACCUUUAUAAAAACUAAUUUUCACUGAAUUCCUUGAGUGAAUUGUCCAAGGUUUUAUUAUUAUUAUUUUUUUUUUAAUGCACAUUGUUAUCAAAACGACUGUUAAGAGGAAU
Molecule: messenger RNA, 9209 nt
Organism: Cyprinus carpio (common carp)
Lineage: Eukaryota; Metazoa; Chordata; Actinopteri; Cypriniformes; Cyprinidae
Product: collagen alpha-3(VI) chain-like
Exons: 42
Coding region: 382-8655 (2757 amino acids)
Biological process (GO): extracellular matrix organization
Molecular function (GO): extracellular matrix structural constituent conferring tensile strength; serine-type endopeptidase inhibitor activity
Source: RefSeq, a predicted model, not a curated record